AUGGGCCACAUGCUUCUUUUCGUGGCACUGCCACGGGGGAACGUGCAGCUAAGCAACGUGAAACACGUCCUGAUUCGGCUAGACCUGAGGCAGUACAAGGGGCAUGUGAAAGGUGUCACUGUCAUACUAGAAGCGGUGGUUUCACAAGAUCUGUGGAUAUGGCAUUCUUUCUUCGGCAUGGAUGGUUGCCACAAUGAUAUCAACGUGCUUCAGGGUUCUCCAGUAUGCGGCGCUCGCCACGCGGCCUCCAUACUGCCACGCGCGCUCUCCCCGCUCCCUCUGCCGCUUCCACUGCCGCUUCCUCGCCCCGCCACCACCGCGCCACCAUGCUUCCGCGAGCGCCCCGGCGGCACCUACUACGCGGAGAUCCGGUUCGGCGACGUCCGCCUCGGCCUCGGCACGUUCGGGACCGCGCACGAGGCCGCCCGCGCGUACGACGCGGCGGCGUGGCGCCUAGAGAGGCCUCGCGCGCAGAUGAACUUCCAUGAUGUCUACACGCGCGAACAGACGCAGGCCGUCGCCCUUCCACCUCAUCUUAUCACGGACCAGGACCGUGCAGAGCACCAUCGACGGCAGCGCCGCCUCCUCAUCGCCGAGGAGGACGAGCGAGCCAUGGCGGAGUGGCGCUGGCGCCACCCGGAGGACGUCGCCAACGAGCGCGCCUACUGGGCAGAGAGGACGGCAAGGCGCCGCGCGGAGCGGGUGGACAGGCGUCGGCGGAAGGCACUGGCCAUAUCGCAGUGCGAUAUUGUUGAAGCAGGUGGGGAGUCGUUGUUUUGCUGA
Aegilops tauschii subsp. strangulata is the source of this 783-nucleotide messenger RNA. The record is from RefSeq and is a predicted model, not a curated record. NCBI's taxonomy places the organism in Eukaryota, Viridiplantae, Streptophyta, Magnoliopsida, Poales, Poaceae.